GUAAUGUAUUUUUAUUUCAUGUGAUGUUAAAAAAGAAUCAGUGUCCUCCUGUUCUCCGUCAGGACCAGUCCUUCAGUCCCACACGUUAUAAAGGUCAUUAUAGGACCGAUGAUGGUGUUGUUAUUAUCGCCUGUUGUGACGGGGGCGGGAUCACGGCCAAGCUUUGCUCUGAUUGGCUGCGAUGCGCUCCACCGUAGCACAUGCUUCCGCUCCGCGGAGGUGCGCAUGCGCAGCGAACCCUCUCCUCUGAUAUUUUAUUUACUCCCGUAGCCCAAGAUGGCUCCUGUGAAUGUCUCAGCCCCGCAGUCAAUCGAGGAUGCAAGUGGCUGCUGAAAAAACAACUUUUCCCCCACCGUCGCAUCCCCUGGAGUUCAAUCCGUAUGCUGCGGAGGAGGCUUUAACGCCCGCCUAGGCCUCGAGCAGCCGUCGGAGCUCCGCGGAACCUUCUUCCAUCCACCAAUUUGGAGUAGUUUCGCGAAGUAGCUCUUCUCGCUGUCCGUCCGGAGCGAGGUCCAGGCAGACAGGCUGCUUAUCCAAAUGGCCGAACCGAGAAAAGUGCAGUUUGUCACCCUCUCGGCCUUCACAGCCGGGGGAGCUGCGGAGUCGCGGAAGCGACGGUUAGAGGAUGGGGCCGAUUUUAACUUCGACAGAGCCGGGGAGCUGGAGGCAACCAGCGGGGCAGGAGACGCCGCCAGCAACGGUCGGCUCGGCAAGACCGGCGACAGGGACACGGCUGCUGCUGCCGCCGAGGGGAGGGCGACGGUUCGGCUCAACCUGCCCUUGUCCGAGCCGGACGAGCGCUCCUCCGCCGAGUUCAACUAUGGCGAACUCAUCCAGAACCUCCAGGUAAAGAGCAGCGUUCCAGCCCACAAGCCCAACGAUCCCUUCAGCGAUGAAGAGGAGGAGCGACUCCAGGUUGAAGCUCUGGCCAAGAAGUUUGAAAAUAAAUAUGGUAACACUGGCAAGAAGAGGAAAGACAGGAUGCAAGAUUUGAUUGACAUCGGCUUUGGUUACGAUGAGACCGAUCCUUUCAUAGACAACUCUGAAGCUUAUGAUGAGCUGGUGCCAGCGUCCCUGAGCACGAAGCUGGGGGGGUUCUACAUCAACACCGGCACGCUGCAGUUCAGAGCCACCUCCGACUCGGAGGGGGAGGAAGACGAGAAGGGCAAAAACGAGCAGGAGCAGGUUCUAAAGAGGAGGAAGAAGAAGGAGGGCAACGACCUCGAAGAGAAGAACUUAAAGACGAUCAAAGCCGCCACACCAGGAGUGACGCUUCUCGACCUCCACCGGCCGGAGAAGAAGAAGAAGAAGAAACUGAUGAAGGACUCCCUCUACUUGGCCUCCAUGCUCCGCCGCUUCACCCGAGAGAAGGAGGAGCUGAGGAGGAGGAACUCCAGCGCGCCGAACGCGCCUCCGGGAAUUAACAGGACUCCCUCCGGCAACUCCUCCAACCUCCUUCUCGCCUCCAACCCCCCGCAGCCGCAGGGCAACGCGGCGGCCAACGACCUCUCGCUGGCAGAGCUCGCCACGGACCCGGCUGUGAUGUCACUGCUGGGCUCGGCCAAUGAGAAGGAGCUGCAGGAUCUUCUGAGCGACUUGGACUUCAGCCUGUUGGAGACUGACCAGCAGCACGUCAUGGUGUCUGCCAGAGAGAAUGGCAUCCUGGGAGUUGGAGUUCCUUCCCAAAAAGGAGUGGGAGGUGGCCCCGGGCGAGGCCCCGGAUCCUCCAGCGGGCUGUUUCCCCCCCCUCCGCUUCCCGAAGGCCUGCCCGCCCCCCUAAUAAAACGCAUUGAGGACCUGAGAACAGCCUCGCGGCAGUUUGACCAGGAGGGCAGGAAGAAGUUCUUCACGCUGGACAUGAACGACAUUCUCCUGGACAUUGAGCUGCAGGUCCAGGAGCAGCCUCCUGAGGUGCGCUCGCUCAUCUACUCGCACAUGGAGGCGUUUGUGCCGUGCAACAAGGAGGCCCUGCUCAAGCGGCUGAAGAAGCUCAGCCUCAACAUCCAGGACGACCGCCUGCGGACGCCUCUGCUGAAGCUGAAGCUGGCCGUGUGCAGCGUGAUGCCGGAGCAGAUAGCCACAUUCAACACGGACUGCAUGGCCAAGGCUGCAAAGCAGCAGUCAGAAGAGGGGGAUAAAAACGGCUCGGAGGAGGAAGACGACGAGAAACCUGGCAAACGGGUGAUCGGUCCUCGGAAGAAGUUUAUCUGGGAUGACAGGCUCAGGAAUCUACUGUGCAGUUUAGUGCGCGUGAAGCUGAGCUGCUAUGAGAUGGAGAAGCAGUGCUCUCUGUCGGUGGAGGACUACCUCAAGGCCUUUCUGGAGAACGAGGUCAAACCACUGUGGCCCAAGGGCUGGAUGCAGGCCAGGAUCCUCUUCAAGGAGAGCCUCCCCGUUCACCAUCACCUCACCGGGAACCUGGUCAGACGGAGAAUGAUGCCCGCCGCCAAGGCCAAAACCAAGGAGUGUCUUUGGAUCCACAAACCUCCUCUGGCCGUGACCUCCACUCCUUCGCUGCUCACUUCCACGUCCGCUCAGAGCUCCGCCCGCCUGCCCUCCUCCUGCUCGCCCUCGGAGCCCAUCUGUCUGUCGGACUCUCUGGACGAGGAUCUGACCGCCCCGUCCCUGGACUCCAUCUCCCACGCCUUGGCCCUCCUCAGCAAUGCGUCCAGGGGCCUGGGCCUCGCGGACAGCCCCCUGUCGCCUCCUCCGCUGCAGAUCCCCACCUCCUCUCCUCCCCCCGUCGCUCCUCACUACCCCUCUGCCUUGGCCGCCCCCUCCACGCCGCAGCAUUCCCUCGCCAAGGCGGAGUCGGCGACCCCGGGAGCCGUGCCUGCUGGGAAGGUCCCGCCCGCGACACUCGCAAACCCCUCCUCUACCUCCGCGACUCCUGUCGCCUCCUCUGCGGCGCGGGUGUCGCUGCCCCCCAGGACUGCAGACGGUCAUUUCAUGCAGGUUAAAGGACUGAACGCUUUGGGUCAGAGCCAGACGCACAGACUGGUUACCAUGGCGACCUCCAAUCACAGGCCGAACUCUGUGAUGACGAAGAUGAACGCACGCCCCUCCCCUUCGUCACCAAAGCUGCAGUCUUCCUCAGCGUCCCCCCUGCUGCCCCCCCAUCAGAAGGUUUUCACCAGCCCCGGCGGGAUUCUGGGAUCUCUGGCGACCGCUCCGGGGCUUUCCAAGGGCGGCGCCAAACCCGGCGGCGCGAGCAGCAACGGCGCCGCCGUGAACUGCAUCGUCACCCCUUCCUCCUCCCCCUCCUCCCUGCCUCGGCCCGCCUCUACCUCCCACCACGGCCUGCAGUCCUUCUGCCCGUCCUCCGCUGUGAGCUCCUCCCCCUCCCUGCUCCCUCAGAGCUCGCACCCCCCCCAAAGUAAAGCCCAAACGCAACCCCCCCACCACCACCACCAGCCCAACUUCAUCACCCCCAUGCAGGCCACCCUCACCAAGUCCUCCCACAGCAGCAACUCCUCCCCCAUCAUCAAACUCACCCCCCGUCCUCCUGCCCCCACGCCGCCCCCCUCAUCCUCGCCGUCCCCAUCCUCCUCGCCCUCCCACCAGCUCCCCCAUCAGAUGCUCCCCAGCCAGCAGCAGCACCCCCCCUACUCUCUGAAGACCCCCAAAACCUUCCGGCCCCCCUUCAGCGUUUCGGGCUGCGGGCAGGUGAAGCAAACGCAGGGCGGAGUCUUCACCAGCGCCCAGAAACCGCCGUCCUCCACGAGCAGCAAAGCCCCCCCGCCGCCGGCAGCCUGCAGCCUUCCGGACAGAAAACCGGCGUGCCCCUCGCCUUCAGCCUCAGCUGGUCAGAGGCAGCGGGCGGCGGUGGCGGCGGCAGGCGGACAGGCCUCGAAGGCGGGAAAUGGGUGGGCGUCUUCAGGAACUUCUGCCACGUCUUCCACAACGUCCCACCUGUCGCAGGUCCCUCCCGCUGGCUCCGCCCUCCUGGGAAACCACUCCGCUCUGCCGCUGGGCUUUGGGAUGUUGGGAGGUCUGGUCCCCGUGUCGCUCCCCUUUCAGUUCCCCUCGCUGAUCAACUUCAGCUCCGCCGGCGCUCCAGGAUCGGCUGGCAUGGCUUCAGCCCCCAGCUCCAACUCAGGAUACCCGCUAGCACAGAGCGACCUCAUGGAUCUGUUCAAGAGUCUCCAGUCGGGGUCGCAGGCUGCUCUACCUCCUCACUUGCAGCUUGCUUUCUCAGACGCCAACCAAAGCCAGGGUGGAGAAGUGAAGAGAAAGAGCCGCUGACCUGCCGUGGUACGAAGGGGGAGGGGCCUCCACUGCCUCCGUCAAACGGACCUGAAGGAUCUCAUCCGUUUGGACGCUUUACCAGAAGGAGUUUGGGUUUGAGAGAGGAGUGAAUGUGUGGAAUCUUCUGUCAACAUGUUUACAUACGACCGACCGUGAUCACUGUGGAACGAGUGUGAGCGAGCGAGCGAGCCAGCGGGCGAGCAGCAGACGAGCCGUAGGCCCGACCCGACCCAGUUUGUGUCAAAGAUCCUGUGAAGUAUCGGGACUGGCGACGUUUCUGUGUAGGGUGUCUCUCCGGCCGUGGGAAUCGUCGUGUCGGUAGAAGAAGUUUGGCGUCCUCGUCUCCCACAAGUGACUGUUAAGUUUUAGCUUAAGUUAAAACGGAUAAAUUAUUUGUGGUUCACGUGUGAGAGGAAAGGCUGACGAUGAAUGUGUGUGCGUGCAGAAAUGGGACAGACGCUCACGUUGAGACCAUUUCCUCUGUGAGCCGGUGAGGCCACGCCUCCCGUUCGGCCCCGCCUCCUGUUCGGCCCACAGACGACAUGGUCCCAACGUGAGCGGGUGAGGCCACGCCUCCCAUUUGGACGUGUUUUUUGGUGCUCUUGAAUCUCACUGGACCUUUUUGUGGAUGAAGAAAGACUUGAAGAUGUUUCUGGUUCCUCCUGGGUGGAGGAGCGUGAGGGAGCAACAACCAGACUGUAGCCUACUUGAAUUAUUUUAUUUUUUUUUGCUUACUGAUAACUUAACGACAAAAACGCCUUAGUUUGUAUUGAACAAGUAUGAACCCGAUCUAUGCAGGCCUGAAAAAGCUCCGUUUGCUUUUGGACCUCAGCUUGUCAGAGCAUUUCUGCAGAUGUUUGAAUGAUUGAUGACUUUUUUUUUUUUUUCUCGGGCGAGUCUUCAGGCAGAAGCUGAAGUUCCCUCCGAUCCUCUUCAGAUGUAGCAACAGUUCUGGCCGGUUCUUCAGAGGUUUGAAGGACUUCCAGGUCCAGUUCUGAGCUGGACUCCAGCUUUUUAGUUCUCCAAAAACAGAAAAAGAUGAAUCCUAAUUUGUAAAAUUUGAAUGCAACGGCAGUAAAACUGUUUUAUGAAGGAGGGGAGCACAUUUACAGGAGCUGAUGACGUUUAUGACAUGCUUUAGUCAAAAACCUGAAGGACUGAAGCUGCCUUUACUGAACAGAUGGUUAGUCGUCGAUUUGCAGCAGCGUGUACAUGGGCGGCGCCGCCUGUAGGUGCAGCGCCGCCUGUAACCUUUGUGCUAUCCUAUGCACUUUACCAUUGGGAGUUGGGUCAUCUAGACCCACUAUUUACUAAUUUGUGAUCUUCAUUGGUGUCCAUGGAUUACA
Molecule: messenger RNA, 5594 nt
Organism: Oryzias latipes (Japanese medaka)
Lineage: Eukaryota; Metazoa; Chordata; Actinopteri; Beloniformes; Adrianichthyidae
Gene: ubn2a
Product: ubinuclein 2a
Biological process (GO): chromatin organization
Cellular component (GO): nucleus
Source: RefSeq, a predicted model, not a curated record